Molecule: messenger RNA, 1077 nt
Organism: Orycteropus afer afer
Lineage: Eukaryota; Metazoa; Chordata; Mammalia; Tubulidentata; Orycteropodidae
Gene: PLA1A
Product: phospholipase A1 member A
Exons: 11
Coding region: 1-1077 (358 amino acids)
Biological process (GO): lipid metabolic process
Molecular function (GO): lipase activity
Source: RefSeq, a predicted model, not a curated record
AUGGCAGGAGAUAUACCUUCUACCCAUCAGUCAAAGUGUACUGACUUCCAGAAUGCCAGUUUCCUCAGAGGCACCAAUCUCAGAGUCCAAUUUCUCCUCUUCACACUUUCAGAUCCUAGCUGUGGGCAGCUAGUGGAAGAAAACACUGACCUCCAAAACUCUGGGUUUAAUGUCACUUUGGGAACGAAACUACUUAUCCAUGGAUUCAGUGUGAUUGUGCUGGGUGUUUCGGAGUCCUCAAUCCACAUCAUUGGUGUUAGCCUGGGGGCCCAUGUUGGGGGCAUGGUAGGACAUUUCUAUAAAGGCCAGUUGGGACGGAUAACAGGCCUGGACCCUGCUGGACCAGAGUACACCAGAGCCAGCCUGGAGGAGCGCUUGGAUGCUGGGGAUGCUCUUUUUGUGGAAGCCAUCCAUACAGAUACCGACAAUUUGGGUAUCCGGAUUCCCGUUGGACAUGUGGACUACUUUGUCAAUGGGGGCCAAGACCAACCUGGCUGCCCCACAUUCAUUCACGCAGGUUACAGUUAUCUGAUCUGUGAUCACAUGAGGGCUGUGCAUCUCUAUAUCAGUGCCCUGGAGAAUCCCUGUCCACUCAUGGCCUUUCCCUGUGCCAGCUACAAGGACUUCCUCGCCGGACAAUGCUUGGAUUGUUUAAACCCUUUCCUGCUUUCUUGUCCACGGAUUGGGCUGCUAGAACAAGGCGGUGUCAAGAUAGAGCCACUUCCCAAGGAAGUGAGAGUCUACCUCCUCACCACUUCCAGGGAUCCGUACUGUGUGCAGUUUUUCAUAGAUGUACAACUUAUUGACAGCAAUUACAAUAAUCAGCUACCUAAACAGCAACUCCGAGGGAAAGGAAUCAUCGCCCACCCGCAACCGCAGUGCCAGAUAAAUCAAGUGAAACUCAAGUUACAGGCUUCCAACCGGGUUUGGAGGAAAGACCGGACUACCAUUGUUGGGAAGUUCUGCACUGCCCCUUUGCCUGUCAAUGACAGUAAGAAGAUGGUCUGCUUACCUCAACCAGUGACCCUACAAGCAAGUGUUACUGUUUUUCAUGACCUGAAAAUAGCCUGUGUGUAG